Messenger RNA from Verticillium nonalfalfae, 1497 nucleotides. RefSeq lists its product as uncharacterized. The transcript is spliced from 6 exons. The coding region runs from base 1 to 1497 and encodes 498 amino acids. Lineage: Eukaryota; Fungi; Ascomycota; Sordariomycetes; Glomerellales; Plectosphaerellaceae. The record is from RefSeq and is a predicted model, not a curated record.
AUGAGCUCAUCCUCACCAUCGCAAGCAAAAGAAGCCUGUACACGUAACGACCACAGGGAACGAUCAUGGCAGAAUCAUCCUUGGCCCCAAAGCGACGGCCCCGAGUGCAAAAAUCGUGCACCGAGUGUCAAAGGCGAAAGCAGAAGGUACGUGUGUGAUAUCAUUGCCGGGCCGGCGCCGAGUUCCGGCGGGGAGACCGGGGGUCCGUGCAUCAUUCGGAAUGACGGCGUGCCGUGCGCCAAUUGCUCGCGCCGGUUCCCGCCUGUGGAGUGCACUGUUCUCCGUAUUGAUGCCCCGGACGGCGAAAGUCGAGCCCCCGAGUACGAAGAGCAAGUCGUCAGUCUCGGGGUCCCGCACUCGGAGAAUCUCUAUCUCGACGGGACAGGCGACCCAGAUGCCAUGGUCCAUAUCCGACCCUUCGGAGGCAUCUUGACUGAGUCGCCCUUAUUUCCUAGCAUCGGCAUGCUCAUGGCGUCAACUACGCAAUCGCUUGAGAAGGGUGUCGAGGUGACACGCAACUCCGAGUCGCUGGCGAUCAAAGCCAGGGUCCUCACUGGCAUCAAUGAGAUGCUCAAGGGUGACUUUGGCUCGGUCGCCCAGGAGGUCAUCCGUUCGGUCAUCAACCUUUGCGUCAUGGAGUGGUUUUGGGGCGCCGAUGACAGCAUGUGGGCGCAUCUAAGGGGCAUGAAGCACAUGAUUAACCUUCGGAGCGGCUUGCGGGGUAUCAAAGACAUUGUGGGAGAGUCCAUCAUCAUCUUGACCGAUUACGAAAUAUCGUGCUGCUUCGAGACGGAACUCUACCUCCAGAGCAACGAUCCAGUAUUGCUGGAGGAGAUCCCCAUUCCAACGUCGUGGCCAGACGGAUUUGACUGUCCACUGAUCAGAUCGAAUGUUUCGUUUGAUGACGUUAAGGAUAAGCUGGGAUUAACAAGAGCUGGAGCUAGGAUCCUGGAUGAUGUCCGCUUCUUGACUACUUCAAUCACAGAGGCCGACGGCGGACCCGCCAGUAUUCGCAAGAUCCAGAGCACAGCCUCGUGGAUUUACAGCCGGCUCAGCAAAGUUUCAGGCAGAGAGAGCGGCCGAAGUGAGCAGGACGCGGAGGUGGCGGAUGUUGCUGAUAUGGAAUCCGAGGCCGAGCGUAUCGAAGAGGCGUUGCGGCUGGCCGGGCUGAUCUACAGCUGGUCCAUCUCGUCGAUGGCCCAGAUAUCGCAGUUCAAGGACGACAAGACGCUAGAGCGGGCUUACAAGGCCAUAAGGGGGGUCAACCUUACGCGAUGGAAGGACAUACCGGGAAUCUUCCUCUGGAUCAUGCUCGUGGCGGCGCCGAGCACCAAGCAAGAUACCAGGGGGAGGUUCAUCCGGCGGAAGAUGGCGGUGGCGGGGCUCUCGAUCGGAUUCGAGAGCUUCGGGGUGGGGAUAUCGUAUCUGCGGGCGUUCUGGCUGGUCCAGAGGUGGAUUGCGCGACAGGGGAAACCGGCCGCAGACAGCUUGACGUGA